Messenger RNA from Spizellomyces punctatus DAOM BR117, 1757 nucleotides. RefSeq lists its product as uncharacterized. NCBI's taxonomy places the organism in Eukaryota, Fungi, Chytridiomycota, Chytridiomycetes, Spizellomycetales, Spizellomycetaceae. Gene Ontology annotation, molecular function: aspartic-type endopeptidase activity. The coding region runs from base 109 to 1554 and encodes 481 amino acids. The transcript has 3 exons. The record is from RefSeq and is a predicted model, not a curated record. Gene Ontology annotation, biological process: proteolysis.
CUUCUUAUUUCCUUCUUUCUUUUGCUUUUGGGCUGUGUACAUUCUUCUUCUUCAUCUAUUUUAUUUUACACACACACAUACACACACAUACGCAUACGCAAACGGAUAAUGAUAAAGAGCUUGUCAUCGCUAUUGGUGGUGGGGUGGGUGUGGGCAUGGGCACAGGCAGAGGCUUGCGACCCUCCAUGCAGCAUUGGCUUGAAGAAUGAACUGUUUAAACUGCAUAAACUCGAAGUGACCGCUCACUUGCAAAAACCGCUGCCACUCUCGGUCAGAGGCGUCCACAGAAGAGAGAUUACCAUCAACAAAUUGACUGGGACGGGCGCUGAUGGAGGCACCUUGUUUGCUUAUCAGGGAGCCGUGGAAAUUGGAACUCCGCCACAGCCAAUGUCCGUCCUCUUUGAUACGGGCUCUUCCCAACUCUGGGUUCAGACUACCACCACCACUGGCGACAUUAACCGCAACGGUCGCCGCUUUGAUCCGGCAAAGAGUUCCACCUUUCAGGCAACCUCCCAACAAGCAGAUCCCAUCGAGUACGUUGAUGGAACCUCGGUCCAGGGCAUCUUUGUAAAGGACACUGUCGCCAUCAACACCCUGUCUGUCCCCAAUCUCCAAUUUGAGGCAGCUACCUCCAUCAAAUCCCCAAAUCAAAAUACCUCGGAUAUGGACGGCAUCAUGGGCAUGUCCUUUUCCCUUCCUACCACUGCGGGCGGAACGGCUUCUCCAACCUGGUGGGAACGCGUCGUCAGUGCAAACCAGGUCACUUCCCCUGUAUUUGGCUACUACAUUGACAGCACAAAUCAAAAUGGCGGAUUGACGCUUGGGGGCGUGGAUGCCGCGCGAUUCACCGGUGGUCUUACUUGGCUCCCUGUGGCGGGAUCCGGUCCCAACGGCAAGGAACCCUUUGUCUUUUGGCAGUCCCUCAUGACCGCCGUCUCGUUUCCCGGCUCCUCUCGCACCAUCAGUCUCCCAUCCAACUUUGCCACCGUCUUUGACACUGGAACCUCGCUCGCCGUCCUGCCCGUCCAAACCGCCGACCAAAUCAACUCGAUGCUCAACUUGCAGCGCGUCUCCAACUCUCCCCCCUUUCUCUAUGCCACCGCGUGUCCCGGCGGCAAGAUCCCGUCUGGCUUUCCCGACAUUAAAUUUGAAUUCACGGGUGGGCACUUUGUCACGAUUAGCCCGCAAGACUAUCUCUUUAUGCAGCCGACCGACAUUGCCGGUGUCACUGCGUGCGUCAGCGGAUUUGCGGGACAAGACAUUCACGGCGGAUCCACCACUUCCCGCCCUGGCCAAGCCCAACCCCUCCUCCCCUCUGCCAUUUUCGGCAACGUUUUCCUGCGCGCCUUUUACACCGUGUUUGAUUCCGCUAAUAAACAGAUUGGCGUUGCUGCUGCCAUUCGUGACCCGAAUGUCCGAAGCAAUUUGACGGCCGUCCCACCUGGGAAUGGUGUCCUGGGCACUGGAUCCUCGAAUUCGGCAGCGUCCACCGUCCAAUACAAAACUGUAUUAUUUGGAGUGUUGACUGUGGUGGCUAGCUUUAUUGUAAUCUGAAAACUGCAAUGCUAGCUCUUUCCACAUUUGUUUUGUAUGAAAAAGAGAGAGAGAGAAUUGUUUAUAGCCAAUUAUGUGCAAAUUGUCUAUUGAUUUCUUUGUGUGUAUAUAUAUAUAUAAACGAGUGGGUUGCAAUAGAUGAUGAUAUGUGUGUGUGUGUAAGAGUUUUUUCUGUGAAUAUUCCUGAAUGAUUAAAAUACAGC